CAUUAUGCGUGUCUAUAUGUGCACACAGGAAACCUCGACCUGUCUCUCAGCUGGUUGCACAACAGGUUCCUCAGCAAUUCGUGCCCCCUACACAAUCAAAGAAAGAGAAAAAAGACAAAGUAGAAAAGGAAAAAAGUGAAAAAGAAACAACAAGCAAAAAGAACAGUCAUAAGAAAACCAGGCCAAGAUUGAAAAAUGUGGAUCGAAGUAGCGCUCAGCAUUUGGAAGUUACUGUUGGAGAUCUGACAGUCAUAAUUACAGACUUUAAGGAGAAAACUAAGUCACCACCUGCUUCCAGUGCUGCUUCUGCAGAUCAACACAGUCAGAGUGGUUCUAGCUCUGACAACACAGAGAGGGGAAUGUCCAGGUCAUCUUCACCUAGAGGAGAAGCGUCGUCACUGAAUGGGGAAUCUCAUUAAAGUUUAUUUCCUCCAGUUUCUUUAGUCUCUUCUCUUCAAAACAUGCAAAUACAUAACUUCUGUCACCUGUUACCACAUUUUCAUGACAGGUUAUCCACGCACAAUUGGUAUGUUGACUGGAACAUAAUUUACGCAGUUUUAAAAAAAGAAAAGAAGUGCAGUGGUAGAAACAAUAAUUUGAAUGCAAUCUACAAAUGCUUACAAAGCAUUUUCAGACCAACUUUUUAAUCUUCAUGUGUAAAGGUGCCAUGAAAAUGUGGUUUGAAUGUUCAUUAUGCAGUGUUAUUGGUAAGUCCAUUUUCACUUUUAGUUUAGUGAAUUCUAACACAACUCUUGGAGUCUCUACUAUUGGCAUGUACUGAAUUUAAAUUUUUAUAACAUAGUUCAAGCUGCCUAAAUAUGUAUUAUUUGAGAAUUGUGAAACAUAGUUAUAUGUAUGCAAGUCAGAGAUCAACUUAACUAUUGCUGCAACAGAAUUUUCAUAAUAAUUAUCUUCUUAAAAACACCUGCUGGUACUUGGUGUGGUUAAAUAGGAAAAAUGUUAUUAAAUAAAACAUUUGUAUGAAUUUUUGCCAAUGUUUGACACAUUUUACUAGAUUACUGUUACUGAAUUAUGUUGAUGGUUUUACCAAUAUUUUUUCACACUUAAAACACUUAUUGUAAUGUUUACAAGCAAAAUAGAAAACACAUUCUAAGCAUUGAUUGGUUAACCUUACAAUUCAGGUAAAGUACUACAUUGUCACUGUACACUGGUAUUCCAUGUUGUGUAACAAAUAUUGAACCUCAGAUGACUAUGCAUUUGGCAAAAACUAACAUUUGAAAAUACGAAAGUUUGGAAAAGUUUUAAAAAUAACAGAAGUGCAGUUCUUAUUUCUGCUUAGUGCGGUUUUCUUGCCCCAGAUUUAUCUAGUGUCAUAUAGUCACUUAUAAUUUAAUUACAGGAAUAUCAGAUCUUGCCCACGAAUAAGAAAAUAACAAUACUAUUAAUUUUUUGUUCCUGAAUAAAUUUCUUUAGUUUUUAUUUGGUCUAUUAGAAUAUAUUAUGUCAUAAAUAAUAUGAAAAAACUCGGUACCCUACUUUAUGGCAUAAACUGUCAACAUUUACGCACUUGGCAAUAUACUGAUACAGAGCAGAACUAUUUAGAAUCCCAUCUGGUAUUGUGUAAAAUUACCAAUAAAAUAUUUUUGUGAAUACAGAUUUUGCAUUUUUGUUUACAACCAAUAAGUGUUUUGAUGCACACAUACAAUCCAUGUAUAGAUUUUAAAUUAUAGAUUCAGGGUCAGUACAAAAGUCCAUUUAGCUCCUUUUAGUGAGGUAGCCCACUUACACACCUGUGAUUCUUUUUGUUUUAAUUCUAUAUAAAUAUAUUUUUAAGCCCAUGUAAAAGUUGGAUGGACUUUCUUGGUAGUGAAUCCAGCCCCAAAUUAUUACCAAUAUAUGAUACGUCUUAACAGCUAAAACAAUGGAUUUUUGUAGCCCCUGACAAUUGUGAUGUUUGGUGGUUUCUUGUAGUAAUGUAUUUUUCUGUUUUUAAUGCAGUACUUUUACAGGCAUAAUGGUACUGUUCUAUUUUGUAAGAUGCUAGUUGUGAAAUACAGUUAGUUGCAUAAAAUGAAAGUCUGAUGUGAUAUCUGAGAACAUACAUACCUCAUUCCUUGGUGUUGCUGUUUAAACUUUUUAGGCAUCAAAUGUUAAUUAUAGGAUAUUUCAGGUGGAUAACUACUGACCUGUUUAUUAUGUAUUAUGCUUUACCUUACUAAAUAGGAUGUCUGUUCAUUGCCAUUACCUAGCCAAAUCUUAAUAUCUGUAAAACAA
Messenger RNA from Antrostomus carolinensis (chuck-will's-widow), 2235 nucleotides. It is a transcript of the gene YAF2, whose product is annotated as YY1 associated factor 2. The record is from RefSeq and is a predicted model, not a curated record. The transcript has 2 exons. Gene Ontology annotation, molecular function: DNA binding; transcription coregulator activity. Gene Ontology annotation, biological process: positive regulation of DNA-templated transcription. Gene Ontology annotation, cellular component: nucleus. NCBI's taxonomy places the organism in Eukaryota, Metazoa, Chordata, Aves, Caprimulgiformes, Caprimulgidae. The annotation marks the transcript as partial.